AUUGGACGGAGGGAGGGCGCCGGGGGAGAAAGCGACGCGGCCGCUCGUAAGUGCUCCGGAUGGAAACUGGUGCAGGGGGCAGCGGCGUUCCGCGGCCGGAAGGGAAGGGGGAGGUGCCGAGGCUGCGCGCCGGUUGCUCCUCCCCACCCCCAGCCUUUGCCCUGAAGGGGGCUGGAUGGGCAAGUCGGCCGCGAUGGCUCGAGCUCGGGCGGUGGCGGCGGUGGCCGGAGGCGGCGGUGCCUCCUCCUCCUCGCCCCGGCGCCGGCGGUGAUCCGAGCGAGCGGCCGCGGCCCCCGAUGAGACUGCUGGCGGGCUGGCUGUGCCUGAGCCUGGCGUCCGUGUGGCUGGCGCGGAGGAUGUGGACGCUGCGGAGCCCGCUCACCCGCUCCCUGUACGUGAACAUGACGAGCGGCCCGGGCGGGCCGGCGGCGGCCGCGGGCGGCAGGAAGGAGAACCACCAGUGGUAUGUGUGCAACAGAGAGAAAUUAUGCGAAUCACUCCAGGCUGUCUUUGUUCAGAGUUACCUUGAUCAAGGAACACAGAUCUUCUUAAACAACAGCAUUGAGAAAUCGGGCUGGCUAUUUAUCCAAUUAUAUCAUUCUUUUGUGUCAUCUGUUUUUAGCCUGUUUAUGUCUAGAACAUCUAUCAAUGGGUUGCUAGGAAGAGGCUCAAUGUUUGUGUUUUCACCAGAUCAGUUUCAGAGACUGCUUAAAAUUAAUCCAGACUGGAAAACCCACAGACUUCUUGAUUUAGGUGCUGGAGAUGGAGAAGUCACAAAAAUCAUGAGCCCUCAUUUUGAAGAAAUCUAUGCCACUGAGCUUUCUGAAACUAUGAUAUGGCAGCUUCAGAAAAAGAAAUACAGAGUCCUUGGUAUAAAUGAAUGGCAGAAUACGGGGUUCCAGUAUGAUGUCAUCAGCUGCCUGAACUUGCUGGACCGCUGUGAUCAGCCCCUGACUUUGUUAAAAGAUAUCAGAAGUGUCUUGGAGCCAACUAGAGGCAGGGUCAUCCUUGCCCUGGUCCUCCCCUUUCAUCCCUAUGUGGAAAACGUAGGUGGCAAGUGGGAGAAACCAUCAGAAAUUUUGGAAAUCAAAGGACAGAACUGGGAAGAACAAGUGAAUAGUCUGCCUGAAGUUUUCAGAAAAGCUGGUUUUGUUAUCGAAGCUUUCACCAGACUACCAUACCUGUGUGAAGGCGACAUGUAUAAUGACUACUACGUUCUGGAUGACGCUGUCUUUGUUCUCAAACCAGUAUAAACACGUGGAGGUGGAAGUCUGCAGAGUCCGCACCCUCCGGGAUGUGCCCUUGGAAGAGGGUCUGUGUUCACAGUUACGUGAAGGGAGGACCCUUGGGGACUGCCAUUCUAAAUAUCCUGUAGGAAUUUAAAAAGCCAAAAUACUAAUUAUUUCUUUGUAGUGUGUAAAGGAAUGUUUUUAAAAGACAAAAACCCAACUCUUUGUGGAUUUUUAUCAACUCUUUACUCAGAGCCACUCUCCAAUGCAGGUCACACUCCAAUUAUGAUGGAAGAUAUUUUUUAUACUUAAUUGCAGUAGGGACUCAUUCCCAGACAAAGCAAUAGUCACGACUUCAUGGAACCAAUCAAUGGAUUGUUUUUUGAAGACUGGCAAUAAAACUGUCCAUUCAAUUCCAAAUACUGGUUUUAAGGUAUAGCCGCUGAUAUUCUUUCAUGUUUAGAAAUUCUUUCUGUUAUUAUUCAAGAAAAUGUUUUUAAUCAUGCUAAUAAACUUUUUUGGAGAUGACUUUGGCAUCAUGUUUGAAUUCAUAUAAGGCUCCCCUAGCAUUUUUUAUUGGUUUGGCUUCAGGAGUACCCAAAUAGUAGCAUUAUGAGAAUGACGCAGACAAUUUGAAUAGGGGGGAAGGAAGGCUUCAGACUUGGGGGAAGGGGAGAUUAUUGCAAAUUGCAGUGAACGCUGAGGCAGUAAAAAAAAAAAAACAGAAACAAAAACCCAGCCUCAUUCAAGAUAUAGAACUUCAGGGACCCCUCCCCCCCCCCCGUUAAUGCUGCUGUGAAAAAUGCAAAAUAACCUGGUUCUGACUUUGUGAUCACUCAUGUCCCAUACACUGAACUUUGUUUUUUUCUGGACAAUCUCAGGUUCUCAGAAUUGAAACAUUUCAGUUUUGUCUACUGACAAAAUGCAACUAAAAAUGUUUUAAUUCAACUUCUUACUCUACACUUAUAUACCUCUCUCCCAGAGCUUGGCUCUUCCCUGAAAUCCUUAAAGGAGUUUAUUAUUUGCCAAGAAUAUGGUUUGAUGAAGACCGUGUCAGACUCAUGCAUUCUGGAAUCCGUGAGUGCCUCCAACCAUAAACCCAGAAAUGCUGCCAUAGAGGAACCCAUUAGCAAGAUCAAUAACCAUCGUGGAUAUUCCAAAGAGCAGAGCAUUUAACCCAGAAUCUGAAAUCUCAGUAAUAACAGAAAUGUCAAUAUGAGAUUGUGGUUAUUAACAAUAUGUUAUUCUCACUACUUUAUUUCUUUUUUCAUCCAGGUGUUUCAUUAAGUAUUCUCAUUUAUAUGUUCAUAGAAGUCAUCAGAUCAACACAUUCACUCCAACACCUGGGUAUAAAGGCGAAUUAAAACCUGAAGAAUUACUUUAUUAUUCAUUAAGAACUGCAUUCCCACAUCCUCACACCAAUAUCUUCCACUGUUACUGUGCAGUCAUAAUAAGAGUUGGGUUAUGUGAUUUAUGCAAAAUUGUUAUUGGUGUGUUCUAAUGAUUUCUUUCCAGGAAUUCAAGUAAGUGAAGUACAAAUACUUAGCACCAUAGAUUGUAAAAAUAGAAAGAGGAAAUGAGAAAACUUAAUGUCGUUCUUGUACAGUUGAGUUUUGCUUCUUUAUAAACUGUCUGUCAAAAUCAGGGGUUGCUGUUAGACUGUCAAGCAGAAGUGAUGGAUGUUCAAGGAGGCAGGUUGCCCCAAAGUGUUUUCUAACUUUCAAGUAGAGAACUUUAUGGUCUAAUAAGAAAAAUACAACUCAUUCUUAACCACCCCCCAAAACAGAGAAAACACAUACAUUUAUGCAUUUUAAAGAUAAAAAGUAGUUUCUCAAAAAAAUCUGAAGUUCUCUGAAAACCAGCUUAUUAAAAGUGCUGUUUUGUGGUGAAAAUUGAAACCAAAUCCACUCACAUUUCCUAUCGGGUCUUGAAAUUCUUGGUGGUGUGUCACCAUUCCACUAGAUGGCAGUGUUGCUUACUGAGUGUCAAUGGCUUUUUUCCCCGUAAAUGGAAUCAUGUUUUUCUCCCCCAAAGUACAAUAAAGCUGCCUUGUCUGCACCA
Gorilla gorilla gorilla (western lowland gorilla) is the source of this 3290-nucleotide messenger RNA. It is a transcript of the gene METTL9, whose product is annotated as methyltransferase 9, His-X-His N1(pi)-histidine. Gene Ontology annotation, molecular function: protein-L-histidine N-pros-methyltransferase activity. The record is from RefSeq and is a predicted model, not a curated record. The coding region runs from base 60 to 1253 and encodes 397 amino acids. The transcript has 5 exons. Lineage: Eukaryota; Metazoa; Chordata; Mammalia; Primates; Hominidae.